CACGCUUUACGCACCACGGGCAUCUUCUGCUGCGCACACGCAGGACGGCCGCCCCACGCCACGCGCAUCGAACAGCGAAGGGGAUGCAACAAUUGAAGCGUCGUGCGUGCAUUUAACUGAAACUCUCCCACGGACCCGCGGCGUGGACGUUACACGCUCGGUGCCGCGCUUUUACGAACGCGCCUUCAUCUGCUGUUCGUGUGCACCGGGGAGGAGGGGGGGGGGGGGCGGUGGAGUGGUGCGUGGGGCGUCAAUCACGUGGCAACAUCCAGCUCGCCUCUAUGCAACGUGACCCCCCCCCACUCUCUAACAAAAAAAACAAAAAAAAAAACACGGGAUUCACGACAGGAAGUUGGAGACUUUUCCUGCGCCACUUUGGUCCUCCUCCCCUGCCAAGUGCCUCGGCGAAUUCCUCCAGGAUACUACCCUUUCACAAUAAGACGCGCCCGGCUUUUAUUCUUCAAGUGGGUCAUCUCCUGCGCGGACGCGUGCGGCACACACAGGAGUUCACCGUCGGGCUGCUGGACACAUAUACCAGAACCCCGCCCGGGGGGGAAACGGCCGUGAUUAAAACCGGUGAUUGUGGCGGCGAGUGGACGGAAGGAAUCGAAGGCAGAAGAAAAACACUGCUUAUCUUUCACCUCUGUUCUUGGCCCCAUGAAAGAUCUGCGCAGGUUGAAAAAAGCCAGACGUUGGUUGAGAUGAUGGAGUGAGAGAGGAAGUGGAGACAUGAGAGGACGCUGUUCGUGCGCCAGCUGCCUGGAGAGCAAUUAACCCCGCGGCCAGCGUCGGCCGAGGACCGGCUUCUAUUUUGUGACGGGUUUCGCGCCAUCAUGUUUCAGAGCUCGCCUCGCCGGGCUCUUCUCCUGCUGCUGCUCCUCCACUGCUCCCUCGAGGCCUUACAGGCUGCCAAAGCCAAAGGGCCGGGCCACACGCACCUCAACUCCAUCCGCAUCGACGGCGACAUAUCCCUGGGCGGACUCUUCCCAGUGCACGCCAGGGGCCACGACGGCAAGCCCUGCGGUGAGCUGAAGAAGGAGAAGGGCAUCCACCGCCUGGAGGCCAUGCUCUUCGCCCUGGACCGCAUCAACAACGACAACAACCUGCUGCCCAACAUCACGCUGGGGGCCCGGAUCCUGGACACCUGCUCCCGGGACACCCACGCCCUGGAGCAGUCGCUCACCUUCGUGCAGGCGCUGAUUGAAAAGGACGGCACCGACGUCAAGUGUUUGGGCGGUGGGGCGCCCAUCAUCACCAAACCGGAGCGGGUGGUUGGGGUGAUUGGAGCUUCUUCCAGCUCCGUGUCCAUCAUGGUUGCAAACAUACUCCGGCUGUUCAAGAUCCCGCAGGUGAGCUACGCCUCCACGGCUCCGGAGCUCAGCGACAACACCCGCUACGACUUCUUCUCCCGGGUGGUGCCCCCGGACACGUACCAGGCCCAGGCCAUGGUGGACAUCGUCAAAGCCAUGAGGUGGAACUACGUGUCUACCGUGGCCUCGGAGGGCAACUACGGCGAGAGCGGUGUGGACGCCUUCAUCCAGAAGUCCCGCGAGGACGGGAGUGUGUGCAUCUCGCAAUCAGUGAAGAUCCCCCGCGAGCCCAAGCAGGGCGAGUUUGACAAGGUGAUCCGACGACUCCGCGAAAACCCCAACGCAAGAGUGGUCAUCAUUUUCGCCAAUGAGGACGACAUCAGGCGGCUGCUGGACGCGGCUAAGAAGGCCAACCAGACCGGUCAUUUCAUCUGGGUGGGUUCGGACAGCUGGGGCUCGAAGAUCUCACCCGUUCUGCACCAGGAGGAGAUGGCGGAAGGGGCGGUCACCAUCCUGCCCAAGCGCCUGUCCAUCAAAGGUUUUGACCGUUACUUCAUCAGUCGGACGCUGGAGAACAACCGGCGGAACAUCUGGUUUGCGGAGUUCUGGGAGAACAACUUCAGCUGCAAACUUAGCCGUCACGCCUUGAAGAAAGGCUCCGGACUCAAGAAGUGCACAAAUCAGGAGCGUAUCAGCAAGGAUUCAAACUACGAGCAAGAGGGCAAAGUGCAGUUUGUCAUCGACGCCGUCUACGCCAUGGCUCACGCGCUGCACAACAUGCACCAGGAGCUCUGCCCGGGCAAGGUGGGCCUGUGCGGCAAGAUGGACCCCAUCAACGGCACGCACCUGCUCAAGCACAUCCGCCGCCUCAACUUUAAAGGUAUUGCAGGAAACCCGGUGCUCUUCAACGAAAACGGCGAUGCCCCUGGUCGGUACGAGAUCUACCAGUACCAGAUCCAGAACCAAACGGCGGAAUACAAAAUCAUUGGUCACUGGACGGAUCAACUUCAUCUAAAUGUCCGUUCUAUGCAGUGGCCCGGCGAAGUCCGCCAGAUCCCUUCCUCGAUCUGCAGCCAGCCCUGUCGUGCCGGCGAGCGCAAGAAGACUGUCAAGGGCAUCCCUUGCUGCUGGCACUGCGAGCGCUGCGACGGCUAUCAGUACCAGGCAGACACCUUCUCCUGCAAGAUGUGCCGCUUCGACCUGCGGCCCAACCAGAACCACACAGGCUGCGUCCCCAUCCCCAUCGUCAAGCUGGAGUGGAGCUCUCCGUGGGCAGUGAUCCCUGUGCUCAUUGCGGUGGUAGGCAUCAUGGCCACCCUCUUCGUUGUGGUCACCUUCCUCCGCUACAACGACACACCUAUCGUGAAGGCGUCGGGGCGGGAGCUCAGCUACGUGCUGCUGACGGGGAUCUUUCUCUGCUACGCCACCACCUUCCUGAUGAUCUCCACCCCUGAUGUGGGGAUCUGCUCCCUGAGGCGGAUCUUUCUGGGCUUGGGUAUGAGCAUCAGCUACGCUGCCCUGCUCACCAAGACCAACCGCAUUUACCGCAUCUUUGACCAGGGCACCAUGUCUUUGAGCGCACCUCGGUUCAUCUCCCCCGCAUCGCAGCUCAUCAUCACGUUCACCUUGGCCUCGGUGCAGCUGCUGGGCGUGUGCAUCUGGUUUGGCUUGGACCCCUCAAAGGCUAUCAUCGAUUACGAGGAUCAGAGGACCUCUAAUCCGUCCAUGGCCCGUGGCGUGCUCAAGUGCGACAUCUCUGACCUCUCCCUCAUCUGCCUGCUGGGCUAUAGCAUGCUGUUAAUGGUCACCUGUACGGUCUACGCCAUAAAAACCAGAGGCGUACCAGAGACCUUCAAUGAGGCCAAACCUAUUGGUUUUACCAUGUACACCACCUGCAUCAUCUGGCUCGCCUUCAUCCCCAUCUUCUUCGGCACUUCGCAGUCAACAGAAAAGGGUGAGAGCCUCUCCAAGAUUUCCAUGAUGUACAUCCAGACCACCACGCUGACCAUCUCGGUCAGCCUGAGCGCCUCCGUGUCCCUGGGCCUGCUCUACAUGCCCAAGGUCUACGUGGUGCUCUUCCACCCGGAGCAGAACGUGCUCAAGCGCACGCGCAGCCUGAAGGCCGUGGUCACCGCCGCCACCAUGUCCAACAAGUUCAGCCCCAAGGCCGGACUCAGACCCAACGGAGAGGCCAAGACCGAACUGUGCGAAAGCUUGGAGACACAAAGUUUCUCCACCAAGCAGACGUACAUCAGCUACAGCAACCAUGCCAUCUAACGAACACCUUAUUAAUUAUCUUUACUUCAGGAUUUCUGCCUGAUCCACUUCAGGAGUGAGACACAAAAAAAAAAAAAAAUGCCAAAAAUGAACGUGGGAAUGUUCUCCAAACGCGGCGAGGAAAAACCACUGGGAUGCACUCCAAGGGGACGCAGAAAGGCUUGUUAGGAAUGGUCCUCUAGAGGAAAAAAAACACUGCAUGACAGGGGAGGUUUUUGUUUUUUCGUGUGUCAUGUGUAUCAGAGAUCUGACAUACGUGGAGGUGUCGUCUAUGUCGUCUUUUGCAACGCCAACACCCGAGAAGUCCACACCAAAAAGACUUCAGUGGGUGGUAGAAAACUAAACAAAAAAAGAUGGCUCCCUGUGUCUUGAACAAGUCUAUGAUCGACCGGCUUGGGUUUGUUUCUAGACUGCCGGUCGGAUGCUACAUUUUUUGUGCAUGUUCACGUGUUGUUGUUGUUGUUGACAAAACAAACGAAAACAAAAAAAGAAAGAAAAAUAUCUAUAUUUGGAAUGCAUUUUACCUGUUUGGGCCUCUUUUGCGUUUCUUUGAAUGGUGACGAUUUAGUGACGUGUUACCACCCAACUUCCCAACUCCCCAAAGAGGGCGCCACUGCCAUCCUUCAUCCCCCACCGUGGCCUGGAUGCUGAGCCCCCCAGCCCCCUGCCAGCAGCCAUUCCCCCCUACACACCCCGGAGGAUUUAAGAGGACAUUCGCCCUUGGUAGCCAUUCCCCCUGAAGGUGAUAUCUAUAUAUCCAUCAUCCCUAAGAGCGGUCAUUACUCCGGGCGGGCUCCGUGUCCUUCCCCGGCGUGAUAAGGGUAAGGCUUUUUAAGAUAUAUUUACAAAAUCCCAAAACCAGAGCUCGUGUAAAUGGUAAAUAAUCCUGUUCAAUUUAUAUGCAAUUGAAUAGACUGCAAAUUAAAGACAAUUAUCAUUGGAACUGGAAAACCUUGUUAUUUUUUGCAAAUAUUAGCUCAUUUGGAAUUGAGUGCCUGCAACAAGUUGCAAAAAGACAGGCACAAGUGGCAAAAAAGACUGAGAAAGUUAAGGAAUGCCCAUCAAACACUUAUUUGGCUUACGGCUAUACUACCCUGAGCACGCCCAAUUCAGUCAGAUAUCGGAAGCUAGGCCGGGUCGAGCCUGGUUAGUACUUGGAUGGGAGACCGCCUUGUAAUACCAGGCGCUGUAAGCUCACCUGCUCAGUGGCCUAGUGGAUUGGUAGGUCGUGAGUUCAAACCCCGGGAGAGUCAUACCAUGGACUAUAAAAAUGGGAACCAUUACCUCCCUGCUUGGCACUCAGCAUCAAGGGUUGGAAUUGGGGGUUAAAUCACCAAAAAAUGAUUCCUGGGCGUGGCGAUUGCUGCUGCUCACUGCUCCCCUCACCUCCCAGGUGUGAGAAACUCAUUGGUACUUUUUAACUAAUUGGGAACAGGAAAUGAGAUGCUCAGUCAUUCACAAACACGGACGGGGCAAAGGGUACCACUUUGUCAACAAAUGCUUGAGCAAAUUGUUUAAGAACAACAUUUCUCAAACAGCUAUUGCAAGGAAUUUAGGGAUUUCACCAUCUACGCUCCGUAAUAUCAUCAAAAGGUUCAGAGAAUCUGAGAGAAAUCUCUGCACAUAAGCGGCAAAGCCAAUAACCAACAUUGAAUGCCCAUAGCCUUCGAUCCCUCAGGCAGUACUGCAUCAAAAACCGACGUCGGUGUGUAAAGGAUAUCACCACACAAGAUCAGGAACGCUUCAGAAAACCACUCUCGGUAAUUACAGUUGGUCACUACGUCUGUAAGUUUUCAGGUUCAAACACUGAUGAGAUUUAUUAAACAGACAAGAAGCAAGGAACCAUGCAGAGACAGAGUUCAAUUUCGCCCAUGAGGAGAACGCAUGGAUAUGCACACUUAGUCACAGUCUCGCCCUAUGCUCAAAGGUACAGCUCCCGCAUCCCUCUAUUUAUUCAGGAGUUCCCCAGUCCACAUCACUGAGGCCGCCUCUAAAAGGAGUGGUCACAUAUAUCAUGCAAAUCAGGUUCAGUACACACAAUACGCGACGUAAUGUGCUGGGGGCCUUGUGAUUUUGCCUUGUCUCUGCUUCGUCUGCGCGAUGUCGUCUUAUCUGCGUUGAGGUCCUUAAAUCCUUGGCUGUUAGCGGGCUAAAACAAAGAUAACAUCUGCGGCUGAGGCCACCCCUCAGACAAGAAGUUUCGUCCUUGCAUAGAUACAAAAGUCUAUCGUGAGCACAUUAGUUAAUAACUAUGGCAACAGACUUUAAGCAUACUAAAGUUGUGUGAUAACGUCAACAUGAUUAUUCUAACAUAAGUACAAGUUAAAACUCUACUGUCAAAGCCAAAGCCAUUUAUCAACAACACCCGGAAACGCCCCCGGCUUCACUGGGGCCUGAGCUAAUCUAGGAUGAACUGAUGCAAAGUGGAAAGUGUUUUGUGGUCUGACAAGUCCACAUUUCUGAUUGUUUUUGGAAACUGUGGAACAACGAGGAAAAUAACUAUUUGGACUGUUCGAGGCAAAAAGUGUAAAAGGCAUGGUAUGGUAUGGUACUAGACUGGCCUUCCGGUAGUCCAGACCUGUCUCCCAUUGAAAAUGGGAAUGCUAAACUGAGAAAGGAGACUGUUGAACCAACGAGUUGAAAAGGAUUUGCAUAUCAUUGUAUUCUCUUUUUAUUUACCAUUUACACAAUGUGACAACUUAACUGCUUUUUGGGGUUUUGUACAUACAGUCUCUGGGUGAAGACUUGCUGACUUCACAUUUCCUUCAAAGCCGUGACAUGUGUCUGGGGAGCCAUUUUUGUUUCGUGAGUUCAACGCCGCUUACUUCUGUGUGGGAGGGUCGGGUGUGCUGACUAAAUUGCGUGUGAUUCAAUAGAUUGGUGACGUCCGCUUUUCUGUCCCCACAUACUCCAAAAAGAAGAUGUACACAACGUUAACAGUGCCUGGCUUAUCAGAUUUACGUCUUUGUAAAAAGAAAUCAAACAAACAAAAAAAAUCUUACAAAGUGUGUGAAGCAUGUUUAUUUUUUUUUAUACCAAAUUUAAUUUCUAUUAAAAUGUUUCCAAACUCUCAA
Messenger RNA from Nerophis ophidion (straightnose pipefish), 6661 nucleotides. Its product is annotated as metabotropic glutamate receptor 4-like. Gene Ontology annotation, molecular function: adenylate cyclase inhibiting G protein-coupled glutamate receptor activity. NCBI's taxonomy places the organism in Eukaryota, Metazoa, Chordata, Actinopteri, Syngnathiformes, Syngnathidae. The transcript is spliced from 12 exons. The coding region runs from base 834 to 3587 and encodes 917 amino acids. The record is from RefSeq and is a predicted model, not a curated record. Gene Ontology annotation, biological process: regulation of synaptic transmission, glutamatergic; G protein-coupled glutamate receptor signaling pathway. Gene Ontology annotation, cellular component: membrane.